Cooperia oncophora is the source of this 315-nucleotide messenger RNA. Lineage: Eukaryota; Metazoa; Nematoda; Chromadorea; Rhabditida; Trichostrongylidae. The record is from the annotation of a GenBank genome assembly.
AUGUCAAACGAUUGGGAAAGUAUUUUCGCAAACAAGCAGGACACGGAGAGUGUUAUGAAACUGGAAAAGAACGCCGACUGCCUGAACGAUUUUGUCAAGGAGCUCGCAAAGCUUCGUAAUGAUUCUUGCUUUUGCGAUGUUACCCUCGUCGGAAAGGGUACGAGAAUAAGCGCCCAUCGGGUCAUCCUCGCAGCAUCAUCGGACUACUUCAAAACAAUCUUUGCGAACGCUGUGACUGGAAGAAGCAUGGGUAUGUUAAUGUUUGUAAUGAAAUAUAAUGUUAAGAGGCACAGUCCGCGUUACCCAGUUUUGUAG